Arabidopsis lyrata subsp. lyrata is the source of this 671-nucleotide messenger RNA. RefSeq lists its product as uncharacterized. Lineage: Eukaryota; Viridiplantae; Streptophyta; Magnoliopsida; Brassicales; Brassicaceae. Bases 57 to 401 code for a protein of 114 amino acids. The transcript has a single exon. The record is from RefSeq and is a predicted model, not a curated record.
GCGGUUUAUUUUCGUCUAAUCAAAAUCUCUCAUAGAGUGAAAUCGGAAUCACAGAAAUGGCGUCGACGAAGCCAUUGAUCGUCGCAGCGAAGACGCUCCGAAACCGGAUCCACUUCCGAUCUGGAUCCACAUCUGCUGGUCCAAGCCGCUGGGCGACACCAGGUCACGAAGAACGACCCAAAGGAUAUUUCAUGAACCGGACUCCGCCGCCGCCGGGACAGUCGCGCAAGUGGGAAGAUUGGGAGCUUCCAUGUUACAUCACAAGCUUUCUCACGAUUGUUAUCCUCGGUGUGGGUCUCAAUGCCAAACCCGAUCUUUCAAUCGAGACCUGGGCUCACCAGAAAGCUCUCGAGCGCCUCGAAAUGGAGAAACUUGCGUCUGUUGGAGAUUCUUCCGAUUAAUCCAUGAUUUUGGGAUAGUGGCUAUGAUUCGAUGGAUGAUUCGGUAUGUCUGUGUGUGUUUUUUUCCCGGGGAUUUGGGAUUUGAGGAGAUUUUUCCCGUUUAUGAUGAUGAUCACGAAUACUAGUGACCUAGGGUUAAAUUUUGUUUCCCCUCUCCUCUUCCUUUUUCAUUGUUAGUGUUGAUAAAUAUGUUCAUGAAAUAAGUCAUCUUUAACUCUCUACGUAACUGAAUGCUAUGGUUAUGAUUAUAUCAUUUUUUCAGGGCAGUGA